Penaeus vannamei (Pacific white shrimp) is the source of this 1016-nucleotide messenger RNA. NCBI's taxonomy places the organism in Eukaryota, Metazoa, Arthropoda, Malacostraca, Decapoda, Penaeidae. The record is from RefSeq and is a predicted model, not a curated record.
CAUGAACAAAGUUCGUCUUAAACCAUUCGCGAAGGGAAACAUGAACGAAUCUGAACACAAAUCUUGAAAUAUUGGGCCCACAUGACCGCGUCGUGGAGAUGAACAAGGGAUACCUUAUGUACUCUGAUCGCCGUGCCAUCCUCCUCCUUCCGGACCACCAUGCGAUGUACAGUCUGCAGGAGGGAUUACAAUGCCCGCCGCCGCCUGCCGCUCAUCCUGCCCUCCUGCGGCCACACUUUCUGCAGGUUGUGCCUCCUGGAGCUCGAGGAAGAGAAGGGGAGGUUUAGAUGUCCCAGCUGCGACAAAGUGCACAUGAGACCUUCUGUUCGGAAUUUGGAGGUAAACGAGGAUUAUCUUGAUGAUGAAGAUAGUGAUGAUGACUGUAAAAGGGUCGUCAGCUACAGGGGUCCUGCGUCCCAAGCUCGCGGUGCUGGAGGAGGCGGCUUCCGAAUCGGCGGCGGCGUGAAUCUCGAUUUCGGGGUCAACGAAGGCGGCCUCGGUCUCGGGGUCAACGUCACAGGGGGCGUGGCGGUCGACGAUUUCAAAGUGGUUGGCAGUGCAGGGCUAGGCAUUCAGGCGGGCCUUAGCGGUGCCAUGGUUCACGGUCAGGCUGGCUUGGCGGUAGGGUUAGGCCAAGACGCUUACACAGGCAAUGUCAGUGGGCAUUUGGGCAUGGAUCCUCUUCCGCGGGCUGGGCUGAACUACACGUAUGGGUGUAUUCCUGGCGGCGGCAGAAGUAUCAGGUUCUGAUGUCGUUGAAUUCCGCGCGCAGUCUUUGGGGCAUCAAGCAGAUUUCCUCCGACUGUGUCUAUAUACUUAAGGUUAUCAUGAUGUCGUGAGUGGAAUGAAGUAGAUGGGAGUUUUCAUUCUACGAAGGAACAGGAGGUAAAAGGUCGUUCUCAGAAUCGUCUUGUAGAUUCGUGCGUCUGGCAGUGACGGAGUAACGGGAAUGUCGUCUAUCGCAUAACAUUGCAGUCACUGUCAUAUACUAUAGCUAAAGUUUUUUUUUUUUUUUU